Neohortaea acidophila is the source of this 1008-nucleotide messenger RNA. RefSeq lists its product as uncharacterized. The coding region runs from base 209 to 901 and encodes 230 amino acids. The transcript has a single exon. NCBI's taxonomy places the organism in Eukaryota, Fungi, Ascomycota, Dothideomycetes, Mycosphaerellales, Teratosphaeriaceae. The record is from RefSeq and is a predicted model, not a curated record.
ACACCUCACCCAAGCAAGACACAAUGAACCCUCUUCCAAUCCAACACCCCUUCGGUGCGCCGCCUACGGACGCGGCGAAACGCGCUUUCAGAUCGGCCAUGAUUGACAAGCUGUGCGAGUACGUCGGGACGGAUGAGUUUGUGCAGGACGUCGAGGCAAAGGUUGCUUCACGACAAAGUGAGUAUCUGACGACAGAUUUGAGAUAUGAAUGCUAACCUUUGACGUCGCAGUCGGCAUCAACAUCGAAGCGAGAGUGAGGGCUAUCUUUCGGCGGGCUGAGGAUCCAAACGUGGCCGACAACGCUGAAGUGGCCGCCAAACUGGUCCACGAGCUUACCGCGGACCCCAACCAACUCUUCCCCAACCUCGCCGCCAAGAUCAAAGAGGCGGGGUCGACAACCAAGGUGGUGGAGUGCAUGGAGAACUUCAAAGUCGCCCACACGUACACGUACCCGACCAAAGUCCUCGACGAGAUCUUGAAUGCACGCUUCCAGCUACGCAAGCUUCCGUUCGAAUUCUCCACUGCAGAGUCCGACACGGAAGGGUCCGACACCGAACAGUCCGAGACCAAGGGGUCCGAGACCAAGGGGUCCGAGACCAAGGGGUCCGAGACCAAGGAGUCCGAGACCGAGGAGUCCGAGACCGAGGAGGCCAAGACGAGGGGCAAGGAUAUCAAUCGCUUCUUUUCCACGCCGUCGGAGAGCUGGCACGACGUGCACGCAAAGCUGGAUGCUCUCACCGUGCAAGGCGAGGAAGAGAUUUAUCCCGAGUUCGUUGACAAGCUCACCCAGGCCAACCUCCUCUUGACGUUGCAAACCAUGGAGUUUCAGAGCGAUCCAAACGGUGCGUAUGCGAUGGAGCAGGCCAGAUUCCAGCGGAUCAUGGCAAUUCUCUAUCAGUAGUGCAUGCUCUGGGGCUUGAGAUCGUCACGUCACAGUUCGGUCUCGUGUGGGUUGGGAAUGGAAUCGUCGGAGGGCACCAUUGUGAAUAGUCCACACCUCUGGCAUGC